Molecule: messenger RNA, 1938 nt
Organism: Miscanthus lutarioriparius
Lineage: Eukaryota; Viridiplantae; Streptophyta; Magnoliopsida; Poales; Poaceae
Source: the annotation of a GenBank genome assembly
AUGGCGCCAACAUUGGUGUUACUCGUGCUCUUGUGCCUCAGCAAUGCCCUACUAACCUGCAGCGGCGGCGGCGGCGGCGGUGGUGCCACUGGGAUCCGCAUGAAACUCACCCAUGUCGACGCCAAAGGGAACUACACCGCACCGGAGCGCGUGCGCCGUGCCAUCGCCCUCAGCCGGCAGAACCUGGCCACGUCCAUGCGUGCCGGCGCCGGCGUGAGUGCGCCAGUGCACUGGGCGACCCGGCAGUACGUCGCAGAGUACCUGGUCGGCGACCCACCGCAGCGCGCGGAGGCCCUCAUCGACACCGGCAGCGACCUCAUCUGGACGCAGUCCACGACGUGCCUCCGGAAGGUCAAUGCCCUACUAACCUGCAGCGGCGGCGGCGGCGGCGGUGGUGCCACUGGGAUCCGCAUGAAACUCACCCAUGUCGACGCCAAAGGGAACUACACCGCACCGGAGCGCGUGCGCCGUGCCAUCGCCCUCAGCCGGCAGAACCUGGCCACGUCCAUGCGUGCCGGCGCCGGCGUGAGUGCGCCAGUGCACUGGGCGACCCGGCAGUACGUCGCAGAGUACCUGGUCGGCGACCCACCGCAGCGCGCGGAGGCCCUCAUCGACACCGGCAGCGACCUCAUCUGGACGCAGUCCACGACGUGCCUCCGGAAGGUCACUGCCCUACUAACCUGCAGCGGCGGCGGCGGCGGCGGUGCCACUGGGAUCCGCAUGAAACUCACCCAUGUCGACGCCAAAGGGAACUACACCGCACCGGAGCGCGUGCGCCGUGCCAUCGCCCUCAGCCGGCAGAACCUGGCCACGUCCAUGCGUGCCGGCGCCGGCGUGAGUGCGCCAGUGCACUGGGCGACCCGGCAGUACGUCGCAGAGUACCUGGUCGGCGACCCACCGCAGCGCGCGGAGGCCCUCAUCGACACCGGCAGCGACCUCAUCUGGACGCAGUCCACGACGUGCCUCCGGAAGGUGUGCGCGCGGCAGGACCUGCCCUACUUCAACGCGUCGGCAUCCAGCAGCUUCGCGCCCGUGCCGUGCCGGGACAGGGCGUGCGCGGCCAACGACGUGCACCUCUGCGCGCUAGACGGCAGCUGCACGUUCCUGGUCACCUACGGCGCCGGCGGCAUCAUCGGCUCCCUCGGCACCGACGUCUUCACGUUCCAAUCCGGUGGGGCCACGCUCGCCUUCGGGUGCGUGAGCUUCACGGAGGUCACGCCGGGGGCGCUCCACGGCGCGUCGGGACUCAUCGGGCUCGGCCGCGGGCGCCUGUCGCUGGUCUCCCAGACGGACGCCAAGAGGUUCUCCUACUGCCUCACGCCCUACUUCCACAACAACGGCGGGUCGAGCCACCUGUUCGUCGGCGCCGCCGCGAGCCUGAGCGGCGGCGGGCCCGUGAUGUCCAUGCCGUUCGUGGAGAGCCCCAAGGACUACCCCUACAGCACGUUCUACUACCUCCCGCUGGUGGGGAUCACCGUGGGCGCGACCAAGCUGCCUAUCCCGAGCUCGGCGUUCGAUCUCCAGGAAGUUGAGGAGGGGUUCUGGGAGGGCGGCGUCAUCAUCGACUCCGGCAGCCCCUUCACGUCGCUCGUCAAAGACGCGUACGAGCCGCUGAUGGACGAGCUUGCCCGGCAGCUGAACGGAAGCCUCGUGCCGCCGCCGGGGGAGGACGACGGUGGCAUGGCGCUGUGCGUGGCACGCCGCGACCUGGACAGGGUGGUGCCGACGCUGGUGCUCCACUUCAGCGGCGGCGCGGACAUGGCCCUCCCUCCCGAGAACUACUGGGCCCCGCUGGAGAAGUCGACGGCCUGCAUGGCGAUCGCCAGAGGGUACCAGCAAAGCAUCAUCGGCAACUUUCAGCAGCAGAACAUGCACAUCCUUUUUGACGUCGGCGGCGGGCGGCUCUCCUUCCAGAACGCCGAUUGCAGCACUAUCUGA